AUGGGCUUAUGGCCACUCGAUCAUGAUGUGGUUCUCUUUGCUUGGCUCGACUUUUGCAAGAAACACGAAAUAGAUUACUUGGCAACAAUCGAACGAGAAUUGAAAGAGAAGACUGGAAUUUCUCGUUCAAGAGCCGCUGUAUGUACCCACCUCCGCUAUAUUGAGUGGAGAUACCGCAAGCCAAAUGAAAAACGCAGAAUUCAGCAUGAUGAACUCGUGUCGCAUAUUGGAAUUAUUGAGACCGGAUCUCAAGGUUUGCGGUACCCUCCGAAAGAAAUGACUCCGAGAAUCAGAAAGGCUUUGCGCGAAUAUGAAAAAGAGUACAGCCAAGAUAGAAUCCAAAAGUUGAUGAAGGUCACAUCCAAGAAUAAGCCGAGCCAACUAGAAGUACACCCCCCUCCUCGAAGCUCGCCUCCUGUGAAGAAGCCAGAAUGUUCAUCAAGUCGCGUUCGAAAAAGGGUUUCACCGCUAGAGGACGGGGAUUAUUCAAAUAAAAAGAGAUGUGUAGAAAAGAACACUAAGUCAAUUCCACCUCAAAAGCAGCGAAGAAAGCUUGAACUUCAAAGGCUUCAGCUUCCGUCUACACUAAAAAGUGCGAAGCUUCAACCGCUGAAUGACAAGUUGCCCACCAAAACAAAACUAUCAAAUGUUCAACCAGAAAUCUCACAUCUUUCCAAAACCCCCUCCAUUGAUGGAGAGGAUGACGACGAAGUUACAGGACCAACUCAGAAACGUAUUGAGGAAGUUAUAUCAAAAAGUCAAGAAAGCUACAAGAAACGCUUGAAGGAGAAGGAAGCAGAAAUAAUUGCCAUUCGCGAACACUGGGAUUGCGACAUUCGGGAACUCCACGAGAGAAUUGAAAAGCUUCAACAAGCAAAUCUGGAACUAGAAGCUAAGAAUUCGAGUUUGGAAUCAGCUGUUAUCGAUGUCCGUAAUGCAGGAAGAAAUCCAUUGGCAGAUAUGAUUGGUCAAAAGAACAGAGAAAUCUGGAAAUUAACUGAUAUGAUUCACCGACAGUUCGAAGUAUCAAAUAUCAAGGAGACACAAGUAAAAUACAUCCCACGUCAAGAUGUUAAGAUUGCGAUGAAAGAAAUUCGUCUCGAGUUAGAAACAGUGACUCAAAUGCAAGAAUUCUCAAUUAGACUGAUUUCAAAAGAUUCGUUCAGCGGGGACUUGGACCACUUGGUCAAUUCUGCUUUUUCUUCUACCGAGGGAUCGAUUGACGGCAGGAUUCGAUUAAAGAGGCUGGCCUUAAGAAUCGGUUCAUCUGCGGUACUCAGCCUCUUAACCAUAACUGCAUUGAGAGAUUGGGUGUUCCUAACAGAUUUUCCACGGGUAGAGUUGGGAUCUUUGAGUCUGAUUGAAGCAUAUCGCAGCAUUGCUUUUAAUCAAGGCGGAUGGGAUGAAUUGCGAUGUUACGAUUUCGGGGCAUUCAAGGAACACAUGAAAAAAUCAUACUUUAAGGAAGAAUUGUUUCGUACCGCCAAGCAGCUUUCGUGUCGGUUGUCAAGGACAUUAAGCCUUAUAUUCGGCAAAAGUCUUGAAGAUAUGGUAGAGAAUGUCUCCUUUCACACGUGGGGUGAAGACUUGGAGUCCUGGAAAGAGAGACAGUACCACUUUGAAAAGCUUUUUCGGAUUGCCUUGGAGUUGAAGAGUGACUCUAUAAUCACGGAUGAUACCUAUACCUUCGAAUUUCUUCUGAAUGAGACACACGCUAACAAGCCAUUUGAUGAAUCGGAAGCUCCUGAAGGGUUUUGGCUGCGAUUUUCUAUUGGCGCAUACAAAUCGAAAUCAUUGGUGACUCAGGAUGAAAGGGUUGGUGCGCUCGUCCAAACACGGAAUUUUUUAUCCUCUGUAACUGACGACUGGAUUUGCGACUACCGGAAGGACCUAUAUCUCAGUAUUAAUCGAGCACAUAAUCCCGAAAUCAUGUUAUCGCACAGCAGAGAUUCAAGUAGACUCGCUGGGAGAUCUCGGACUGAUAGUCAAAACCUAGAGCAGGAGGCCUUUCAACCAGAAGAUCCUGGUACCUCGGAGGUGACUUAUAACAAUAGUGUUAGAAUUGACAAUAUAUCCGGACCGAUGAGGAACACCCCACAGCUUCCUUUACAACUCUCUGGUAUGUCAUCAGAGCAUAUGUGCAAGAUAUGCAAGAUGAACUUUGAAAAAAAUCAAGGUUUGAGGUCGCAUCAGAGAAAUAGGACUUGUAGGCGAUGUAAGGCAUGUCGAAAAGUCUGGCCAACGAUAGCUGCUUUGAAAGAACACAACAGUAAGAAUCAUAACGAAGAAAUUGAAGAUCUUGUGUCUAGCACGAGUGAUCAUUUGGAGCCACAGCCAGCAGCAAUUCCCGUUUCACACCGAGAGACUAAAUUGAACGUGGUCAUUGAAGAAGGUAUAUGUGAGGAGGAUGAUAUCGAGGAGAAUGAUGUCGAGGAGAAUGAUGUCGAGAAGGAUGAUGUCGAGGAUGAUGUCAAGGAUGAUGUUGAGGAUGAUGUUGAGGAUGAUAAUAUUGAGGAUGAUGAUGUUGAGGAGGAUGAUGAUAUCGAGAAGGAUAAUGAUAUCGAGGAGGAUAAUGAUAUCGAGGAGGAUGAUGAUGUUGAGGAUGAUAUUAAGGAUGAUGUUAAGAAGAAUGAUAUUGAGGAGGAUGAUGAUGUUGAGAAUGAUGUUGAGAAUGAUGUUAAGGAUAAUGUCGAGGAGAAUAAUGUUAAGGAGAAUGAUAUCGAGGAAAAUGAUAUCGAGGAAAAUGAUAUCGAGGAGAAUAAUGUCGAGGAGGAUGAUAUCAAGGAGGAUGAUAUCGAGGAGAAUGAUAUCGAGGAGAAUGAUAUCGAGGAGAAUGAUAUCGAGGAUGAUGUUAAGGAUAAUGUCGAGAAGAACAAUCUUGAUUUGUACUCCGCAAAAGCCUUGGAAAUUGUGAGUAAUGGAGAGGCAGAUCAUCCCCGCACCACAAAAUCUCGAACAUGUUCAAUUAGUGAGAUACCCAGCAGCAUCGAUUUCGAGCAAGAAGAAGGAGAAGAACCAGGAUCGGCAGGAUCAGUCCCGUGCCUCCUUUCUACAAUUGAAACAGACGAUGUCAACCUUUUACCUAAAGGAAAUAGGACUAGUGGCGAGGAAAUUGACUCCGCUUCACAAGAAACAGAAGGCGAGGGACUAAUGACCUCAGAAAGUAAACACGCGUGGGAGAAAUUUGAGUAUGGCGAAGGGGAUAUGGUUGGGUCUGAAGAUUAUAGGCAUCGAUCUAAUUCGCAGACAAUAAAAGAACUUGACGGUCUAAUCGAAAUAGAUUCGGAUACUUUUGACACCAAAGAAGACGCGGCUCUUGAUGUAUAUGGACAAAAAAAUGAAGCCGAAUCCGAAAGUUCAAGUACUACUGGGUCUUCCACAAGCGACAUAAAUUUGAAAACUUUGGGGACUCAAUCUCCGGAUCACUGGAUCAUUGCAGAGGGUUACGACACCUCAAACAUUUUAUUCGAAAGUCCUAGACUAAUACCUGAAAGACGCGCAAGCCAAUUGUUUUUGGUAACCACUGAGGACGAAGAGGCCGCGGAUGAAGACGCGGAUGGAUACAGGAGUCCUGCAAAUUUUAUUGCGGAAGAACCCAAGAGUAUCAAUGCCGCUGAGGGAGAGAGUACCGAGUUGGGCGAACACCACGGUGGUGAGAUCAACUUAUAUGAUGGUAAUAUUGGAGUUGACCAUGAUGACGACGACCAAACAGAAGAAAACAAGAACUCUGAAAGUCAUGGUGUUGAUGACGAAGAGGGUGUAAAAUUGGACGAUGACGAUGGCAGAGAAGCCCCAGAUAGUAGCUUCACUGGGGGAAAAACAGACGAAAACGAAAUCAUUGCAUAUCAUGAAGCACAGGAACCCGAGGGGGUAGAUGUCACUACGAAGCAGCAUAUUGAAGACUAUAUCAACAACACUGAUAUGGCGAAAGACGAGAGUAAAAUCGAAGUCGAGAAUAAAGAUUCUCUCCUGGAGCACAAAGUCGAGGAGGAUAGAGUCAUGGAUGAGGAUGUCGACGUUCACAACGAUAUGACUGUUGGAACAAAAAUCGAGAAAAGCAUCGAGUUUUCAACCAAUGAAAGAAAUGACACAGAGAGUGACCAGCCACUCGCACGAGCAAAUCAGAGCGCGGACAAGUCAAUUGAUUGCAAUUCUCCUGUGAAUAAGGUGCAACAACAAGGCAAGUCAAAUGGUGCGGACGUUCAAUCGGAAGUACAAUCGGAAGUACAGUUGGAAGUACAGUUGGAAGUGCAAUCGGAGGUACAAUCGGAGAAAAAGAAGGAUUUGGAACUCGAGGAGGGCGACAUCGAUGAAGUACAAGUCGUUCCCACGGAGUUUGCAAAUGAUUGA
Botrytis deweyae is the source of this 4350-nucleotide messenger RNA. RefSeq lists its product as uncharacterized. Gene Ontology annotation, biological process: ribosomal large subunit assembly. Gene Ontology annotation, molecular function: rRNA binding. The record is from RefSeq and is a predicted model, not a curated record. NCBI's taxonomy places the organism in Eukaryota, Fungi, Ascomycota, Leotiomycetes, Helotiales, Sclerotiniaceae. Gene Ontology annotation, cellular component: preribosome, large subunit precursor. The transcript has 4 exons. The coding region runs from base 1 to 4350 and encodes 1449 amino acids.